CACUGGCGAACAUUUGUUCCAGGUUUGAGAGCCCCUCAAAGACGUCAAAACAGGAGGGAGAAAAAAAACAAGAUGGCGUUUGAUAGAGAAUACGUUAUUGUGGUUAUUAACGAUCUUAAUCUGUGCGUACAUAUACACAUGUAUGUCGUUUAAUAGAGUACGCGCCGUUUUAUUUUCGGAUACAUUAGUCUAAGGGCACUUUGAAGCUCCUUGUGCUAGCUUAGGUUGCUAGUUAGCUUAGCUUGUUAGCUGCUAACAAAGAGACGUGGACGUUAUCAACACACCGCGAAGCAGAGAUCAAGUGUGAGUGUUAAGUGUUGUGAUUGUGUGAAAAUGUGCGAAAGAACGAUCGCCGAGUACGAGGAGGAACUUUGUCCUACAAAAGAGGAGAAGGAGCGACAACGUCAACUACUGGACGCUGUUUUUAAGAAACAUCAAGUUGUGUUACACAGAAGAGACGUCCGUGAAGAACAUCUUCUCCGUGAACAGCAGGAGUGGUCCGCCAGGAUGGAGCCGGAGGAGCCACAUUCCCCUCAUGUUGAAGAGGAAAGGGGGGAGCCACACUCUCCUCACAUUAAAGAGGAAGAGGAGGAACACAGCAUCAGUCAGGAGGGAGAGCAUAUUGAAUGGUUGGAGGAGUUCCCAGUGAUUGGUGUGAUUGUGAAGAGUGAAGAUGAUAAGCUCAAAGGUGAAAGCAGCAGCUCAAUCCAACACAUGGCAACAGAAACUGAUGGAGACCACUGUGGAGGAUCACAAGCAGACGAGAUCUUUGGUCCACUAUUAACGUCACACUCUCCUGACACUGAUGAAGAAGACUCUAAAGCCGAUAAGACAUGUCACACUGACAACACACGCUGGACUUGUCCUCACUGUGACAAAACUUUUAAUCACCGUAGUAGUUUGGAAAUACACAUGAGAACACACACUGGAGAAAAACCUUUUUCCUGUUCAAUCUGCGGGGUGUGUUUUACACAGAAUGGACGUUUGAAAGUGCACAUGAGAAUACACACUGGAGAUAAACCUUUUUCAUGUUCAAGCUGUGGCAAAGGUUUUAUACAAAAUACCGAUUUGGAAGUACACAUGAGAAUACACACCGGAGACAAACCAUUCAUGUGCUUAUUUUGUUGUAAACAAUUUUCUCAGAAGGCAAAUCUGAUAAUGCACACAAGAAUACACACUGGUGAAAAACCCUAUAUUUGUCCAAUAUGCUUCAAAGGUUUUACACAAAGUCAACACUUGAAACGACACACAAAGACACACAAGUGAGAAACUAUACAGUUGUAGUGUGUGUUGUGAAAAAGGUUGGGAAUCGAUAAGAUUUUUCCGAUUCCACUUUCGAUUCUGCUUAACGAUUCGGUUCUCUUAUCAAUUAUUUUUUUAGAAAAAGGAUAACAAAUGGAUGGAUUAGCAUGAAAUGUGUUUAGAGCUAACAUGACCUUAGAAAGCCAACAGCGAGGUCUGAGUAGGUACGUAGCAUAGAAAAACAAAACUUUUAAAAAUAACAUUUCAAAAAUGUGUGGAAAUACAGAAGAAUGUAACAUGUUAUAUAAAAAAAAAAUACUUUCAAGAAUCUUCUGUCAUCUACCUAGAAAAUAUACCGUGCCAAGGUUUGUUUAGACUUACAAGGUGAAACUAAUAUGACACAUAACAUACAACAUGAGGUAUUUCAAAUAUUUUGAUAUUUUGUUUAUUGCUCACAGCUUAUGAAAACGUUGAAUUUAAAAAUAUCAGAAAAUGUGGUGGGUUUUUUAAAACUUUAAGCCAUAAUUGUCAAAGUUAUAUUAAAUAAACACUUCUUACUAUGGUAUAUUAUUUAUUUGUUCACUGUUCUGUUACAGAGAACAAGGAAAUUGGAUAGAUUUGCUAUGGUAUGAAAAGGGGUAGGAUUAAAUAAGCUCUGCUUCUUACUACUCCUUUUCGGACAUGCUGUAAUGAAACAACUGGAAUUGUGUGAUGCAUGUUCGAAAUUAACUGAAACUGAACUGAACUGAACUUGUUAUACGUCACUUUGCAAGUAAUGAGUUAAUAUGACAUUAGUUUCACAUUUGGAGUUAAUUUCUGACAUGAAUGGACUUAUACACCAUAUUCUAAUUUCAUAAGUUCCACCUCUAUGAUGAAAAUGUGGUGGGAGGAAAACAGGCAAAUUUCUUCGACUACACUUGAACGUUCACCUACCAAAGGACCAGCAUCUAUGUGGAAAAUACCUGCAAGCUUUUGACCACAAACUUAGUCACUUCUCUGUGACAUUGGUCGUUCCUAGCCGAGUGGUACUCUUCCCUGCCGCGGUGAAAGCUAGCAGCAGAUGUAAACCUGAGCUAUUACUGCCCGCCUCAAAAUCAUUUGGAGUAUGUUUCACUUAAGAAUACGGCAUUUAUUUCAGGUUAUAGCGCUAAUAUUAUCGGCGGUAUUAGUACCUGUUGUAUUUACGUCAGAAACGCGACAUUCAUUGCAUGCUGUGUGUUCAAAUGCUUCAGUAUAUUGCUCGUAUGUUCUCCUCCUGAUUAACUAGCAGCCUUAUAAAUAUUACAAGUAGCGCCGUUGCUGUCUUUUUUAGUCUAAUAUCGACAAAACUUUUUCCGCCCGGCCACAGCCAUGUUGUUGUUGUCACUACGCACGUUGUGUAAUGACAUCUCCCACCCAGAUGAACCGUUAAGAGAAUCACGAGACAAACUGGCAAGCGAUUCCGUGGAAUUGAUACACUGGGAAUCGGUUCUGAACAAGAACACGUUUUUUGAUUCCCAUCCCAGGUGGUAAAAGAUCCUCUUAUAAGUACUAGUGUAAGAAACACAAUUGUGCUGGUGAGAACAGCAGCAGCAAAUGAAGCUGCAGGAUUUGAAAUCAAUUGUCAAAAACUUUGAUCACUUUGAAUCUCUAACAACAUCAUUACAUAUAACAUGUGUGACAUCAGUGUUGUGUCUGUAACGCAUACUUGUUAAUAUGCUUCUACCUUUUAUAGAUUAGUUUUUUUCAAUUAGUAGGGUUAUUUUAGUCAAGUAUGUGUAUUAAUAUACAACAUUGUGUACAUAUACUUAAAACCGUUACCUGUAAAAGGUGUUAGCUAAAGCUUCAGUCUCUUGUGUCUACAUGUUGUCAUUCAUUUUCAAAAUAAAAACAUUAUAAAUUA
Messenger RNA from Nerophis ophidion (straightnose pipefish), 3124 nucleotides. RefSeq names its product zinc finger protein 239-like. The transcript has 2 exons. NCBI's taxonomy places the organism in Eukaryota, Metazoa, Chordata, Actinopteri, Syngnathiformes, Syngnathidae. Gene Ontology annotation, molecular function: DNA-binding transcription factor activity, RNA polymerase II-specific; RNA polymerase II cis-regulatory region sequence-specific DNA binding. Gene Ontology annotation, cellular component: nucleus. Bases 334 to 1266 code for a protein of 310 amino acids. The record is from RefSeq and is a predicted model, not a curated record. Gene Ontology annotation, biological process: regulation of transcription by RNA polymerase II.